UAUAACACAAUCUUCUCUCCAUUUCAUUCAGGUAAUGCUCUCGCGUUGCACCUGGAUUAAUUGCACGCUGGUGUAACAACAUAAAGCGGCGGUCACAACUCCUACCGUACACUGGAGGAUUAUGACCUUCUCUUUUUCGCUCUGCUGACCGUAGUGGGAGUCCACAACAUUGAGUUAUAUGGUAACAAGGAGUGUGCAGCCUGAGAUGGACAGGACAGCUGAAACAGCUCGGUUGACCAGUGAAAGACGCUAUGGUAUUUAUCGCACUGGAUUGGCUGCUGCUACUGUGCUCAUCGUCGUAUUGGCUGCCGGUGGAAUUACUUUAAUUUUUGGGAUUAAUAACACUACUGUUUUACUGUGCAUUUUGUUACCUUUGUUAUUGAUCAGUGCUGCUAUUGCUCAAUUGUUUCUAUGGUGGCAGCAUAAAAAAGCUGUGCAGAAACGCGAAAUGGCUGCAAAUGAAUGGGUUUCUUCUACUUAUGCUAGACAGCAAUCGCAAACUACCGCACCGCAGGAAAGUCCCAGGAACAGCUUGUCCUGGUUCAGAAGAAUUUCACAAAGAAAUUCUACUCGUUCUACGCCGCCUCCUGGUUAUUUGACUGUCGUGGCUACAUAGAAAUGGAUAUUGUAGAUACUCUUAAAUUAAUGUAUAGGAUGAGAAGUUUUAUUUUGAAAUCGCCCCUGUAACUUUUCAAUAUUUUUGAUAAUGGUUAGUUCGGUAAAUGCGACGUUUUAUUUAUUUAAAAUAAUAUUCCGUUGGUUUUUUCUUGUAAAAAAUGCGACAGUACUGAGAUUUUGGUAUUUUUAAUAGAAAUAUAUUUGUCAUACUUUCUGUAAUAUACAGUUAAUUGAGAAUCCAUUUGCCAGAUGAAGUGUAAAUGUGGACGGAGGAAAAGACUAAUAUAAAAUAAAAGUCAGGCACAGCAUUAUUACUUAUAAUAUUAAUAUACAUAUUAAAUAUGUUAUUAUUAAUAUUGUCUAUCUUAUAUGUUGAUCAUGUCUAAUUAGCAUCAUAAAAAUUUAUAUAAAAUCUAUAAUCAAAUUUAAUACACCUAGUGACAAGUAAAUAGUCAAAAAUAUGAAGCUUGGCUUAUGUAUUUCCGUAAAUUCAUAGAAUGAAAUAAAUUGCAGUAUGUUAUUAUA
Cephus cinctus (wheat stem sawfly) is the source of this 1143-nucleotide messenger RNA. RefSeq lists its product as uncharacterized. NCBI's taxonomy places the organism in Eukaryota, Metazoa, Arthropoda, Insecta, Hymenoptera, Cephidae. The record is from RefSeq and is a predicted model, not a curated record. The transcript has 3 exons. The coding region runs from base 179 to 616 and encodes 145 amino acids.